AUUAGCCCACCUUUAAUUCUCUACCCACAUCCACGCGUCUCUUCUCUCCUCCAUCCCCGUUUUUACGUUUAGAUCUAAUCCUCUCUCAUCACUCCUCCAUCUUCGUUUGCUAGGUUUGAAUUGGAGUAGAUCUUAUCCUCCCUCUUCUCUCUUCACCUCUUCGUCUCCUCACCUCUUCAUCUUCUAUUAUUUCAGUGUUGUUCUCUCUAAAUUCCCUUCUCUGUCUUCGCAUGUCUUCUCCAUAGACUUGCAACCCAACAAUGCCUAUUUUUCAUCUUUUGUCUCAAGAUUUGUGAUCCAGAUCCAGAUUGCCUUCUGCCUUAGAAUCUAAACCUAAGGUGGCGGUGCUUGUUGAAUCACCAUCGUACACUUUUAAAAUAGACCGUAAUUAGAGGUUUAAAAACAAGUACAACUAUGUGGCUGUAGAUUUAGAAGAGGGGUUCUUGGGCGAAGAAGGCGAAGGGGAAUAAGUGAGCUUUGGGUAUGACACAGAAAAAUGGCAUGCACUGAUCAUUUUUUCAUGGUAAACCAUCCAAAAAUACCUUUCCAACCUUGAUCCAUGUUUUAUGACUUCUUUUGUUUAUUUCUUACUCAUAUGAGAGAGUAAUGUAUUUAUAUGUUUGUAUUAUGCACUGUGAUGGAUCAAAUUCAUGUUAACUUGACCUUCACCAAUGUCUGAUAGAGCUAGGAACAUAUUGCAUGCAUGAUGUGUGAUAGCCCUUGUGUGUUUCGUAGUGACUCAUGAUGAUAUGCGCCCAAUCCCUCUUCUCGGUCGUCAAAACUCUGGGAAAACCCAUUCAAAUGGAUGAGACCACAGCGAGGGGUGGAUACUUCAAUACUGUCAGGGUGCUGGUGGAGAUGGACGCGUCCAAGGCCAGGCAAUCCUCUAUUCUGGUACGUACUCCAGCCUGGGAGCGUGAAAUUAAAAUCAUUUAUGAUCUUCCUCCUUUCUGCUUGGCUUGUGGUCGAUGGGGUCACUGCUGCAAAACUGAUUCCCAGCCCGUCGGAAAAGUCCUCACCAGCGGGAGAACAGAGAGGAGGCAGCAAGCUGCUAAGGAAGUCAGGCCAAAUAACACACACCAAUGGGUCCGUGUUCAGGGAAAAGGUAAGGCACCAGCUCAUAACAAGAUGGGAAGCAACACUCACACUAAUGGGCAAACGAACAAGGACAAGAGUUGCUUAGACAUACCGGGCCUAUCUAAAUUGGGGUGCUCAGAACAAUACAUGCCCUAUUAUAAUAUUAAUAAUACUGCUGGAUCAAACCCAAGUUCAGCGUCCAAACCUGAAGCUACGCCAAAUAUUAGCCCAUUGGUGCAAAGCCCAUCAUCAAAGGGCCACUCCAGUCCACCUAAGCUGCCAACUUUCAAAGCCUCCUUUUGCAAACAGGUAGGGGCAAAUAAUGGUCAUUCCUCACCUCUGAACUACCUGGCACUCCUCUCCAAUGUUGAGGACACUAAUAUUCCAGCUGCACUUCAUAGCCCGUUGUGGAUCUCUUCUGUGUAUGGAAGGCACACCAGGGCUGAAAGAGCUAACUUAUGGAAUGCAAUUUCCUCUUGGAACGUAGGCAUGGACCCCUGGAUACUUGGUGGAGAUUUUAACUGCAUCCACAGUCUUGACCAACACAAAGGGAACUGCAAUCCUUGCUAUAAUUCAGUGGAGGAUUUUAGAGAAUGCAUGGAAGCUUCUAAUCUACUCUAUAUUCAUCCCUCAGGAGGGCAUUUCUCUUGGAGUGGGAAACGAAGCCAAGGAAAGUUAUGGCGCAGACUUGACCACAUCUUUGGCAAUCAACAUUUGAUGGAUAUGGCUAACCGUGUACACCUCUCUAUGCUUAGCAAGGGAGCAUCAGAUCACAGGCCUUUCCUCCUGGAACUUUCUAUGGACACUUACUCUGGUCCCAAACCAUUCCGUUUCCUGGAUUUGUGGGUUUCACACCACACUUUAGAAAGCACCAUCAAAUCUUUCUGGCAGAACAAUAAAACUUACAAUGGCAUGAAAGGCCUUGGGAGAAAACUCAAGAAUCUCAAGGCCAUUUUGACCAAGUGGAGCAGGGAUGACUUUGGUAAUAUCUUCCAUCAACUUAAGGAGGCAGAAUCUCGAGCUAGCAGGGCCCAAGACCAUUUCGAGGCGAACCCGAACCCUGAAUCCUUGGUUGAAUUCAAUAAGUCCAAUGUUGAACUUCUCUUGCUCUCCAAAAGAGAAACUGAUUUUUGGAGGCAGAAGUCUUGCAUCAGGUGGUUAAAAGAGGGGGAUGCUAGUACAAAAUUCUUCCAUAAUGUGGUCAAAAAUAGGCGCCAGAAGCUUAGGAUCUCUUCUCUUAAGGAUGACCAUGGUAGGACUAUUGAGGAGGCCAGCAACAUUGCGUUGCAUGCAAUAGAUUACUACACUAAUAUCUACUCAGAUGAACCAGUCAGUAUUGAUCCGCAGCUUCUUUCAUACAUUCCCAAUAUCAUUAAUGGAGAGGAUAACUUAAUGCUUUGUGCAGUUCCACAAGAGGAGGAAAUAAGGGGGGCCAUUUGGGACCUCAACUCUCAUAGUGCACCAGGCCCGGAUGGAUACUAUGGGACCUUCUUCAAAACCUACUGGCACAUCAUCCAUGAUGAAGUGACUAGAGCAACCCAAGAAUUUUUCUUGGGUUUGCCCAUCCCUAAAUCCUAUGGGGCGACUCUCCUCACUCUGAUUCCUAAGGUGGACAACCCUAAAUCUCUGGGAGACUACAGGCCGAUCUCAUUAUCCACAUUCCUCUCCAAAGUCAAUACUAAAAUCCUUGCAAAUAGAUUGGGUUCAAUCCUUCACAAACUCAUCAGUCCUGAGCAAAGUGGGUUUCAAGCAGGUAAAGGAGUGGAAGAAAACAUCCUCCUCACUCAGGAGAUGAUUCACUGCCUUGACAACACUUCUGGAAGCGCCAACAUUGCUAUCAAAGUGGACUUCGCCAAAGCUUUUGACAGAAUUUCAUGGCAAUUCUUAGAGGUUACUCUAAGCUCUUUUGGUUUCUCCUCCCAGUCAUGCUACCUUCUUCUAUCCACACUCAAGGCAACCCACUUCUCCAUCCUCAUUAAUGGAACUCCACAUGGGUUUUUCAAAAUGAAGAGAGGGGUUAAGCAAGGGGACCCUCUAUCCCCCCUCCUCUUUAUCCUUGGAAAUGAAGGCCUAAGUAGACUUAUUAAGGGGAAGGUUGAGGAGGGUUCCUUAAAAGCCAUUCAUACAGGGAGAAACCAUCCCCCCUCCCACCUUGCAUAUGCGGAUGACAUAAUUUUCUUCCUUAGUGGUCAUUUCAGAAACUUGCUCAGGUUCAAAGGGCUGCUGGACUGUUUCCUUAAAUCAUCUGGACAUCUUAUCAACCUCAACAAAAGCCAUUUCUACACAGGUCCGAGAGUGAAGCCAGAAAUCAAAGCUAAUAUGCAAAGAGCACUUCAUAUGAGAGAGGGCAAGUUACCUUUCACCUACUUAGGGGCAACCAUUGGAAAAGGGAAAGUUAAGAAGGAAGAUUACACGGUUACCUGGAAAAGGGUUGCAAGGAUACAUAGCUGGGCCUUACAACAUGUCCAGGAAGUGGAUGAAACCGACACCUGGGAGGGAGAGCCCUUCACCACCAAGUUGGCAUACCACGCCUGGAGGGAUUCUAAGCCUAUCUCUCUUGCCCAUAAGAUGAUUUGGAACAAGCUUCAGGUCCCAAAGAUCAGCCUCUUCAUGUGGAAAGCUUUCAAUAAUAUACUCCCAUUCCCGGAAAACUUAUCCAGGUUUAACCUUGCCCUUCCUUCCCAAUGCAGCUUCUGUCUCAACGGCCCGCAGUACCUCAACCAUACCCUCUUCCAGUGUCAAUUGUCCUUCAGAAUUUGGAGGUUCUUCUCAGCUCUUUUUGAUGGUCCCAUUCCUAGUAGGGAAGAUACCCUACACGAUACCUGCAUGAAAUGGUGGAUUAGCACGCCAAGAAACAAGCUGCAGGAUAAAAUCACCUCGGUCCUCCCCGGCUUCAUUGCAUGGGGACUAUGGAAGGCUCACAACGAAGUGAAAUACGCCGGGAAAGCCCUCAAAGAAGGGACUAUUAUCGCAACAGUCAUGAAGACGAUACAACAAUGGAUAUGGAUUCACAAAGGCAAGAAAUGGAUGCAUAUGGAUGAAACGCUGAAGUCCUUGGGUUUUCAUUUGCACUUUAAUAGAAAUAACUCGCAAUGCUUUUCUGUUUAGUAAUCUUAACUGGUGGGAUGAAUGCUUCUCCCACAUUGCUGUAAACAUCCUUUGAUUAUUUUCAAUAUAAAUUCCGUACUUAA
Cuscuta campestris is the source of this 4268-nucleotide messenger RNA. NCBI's taxonomy places the organism in Eukaryota, Viridiplantae, Streptophyta, Magnoliopsida, Solanales, Convolvulaceae. The record is from the annotation of a GenBank genome assembly.